GGCGAGAGUGUGUUUCUGCCCCCCUUGACCAGAAGCACCUCGACCAUGCCCAAGAAGACCCGUGGGAAAAAGGCGUCCAAGUCGUCGGGCAAGAAGGGCAAAAAGUCGGCGGUCCAGGCCCGGAAGCGGAAGAAGCCGUCUGGGACCAAGGGUUCGCUCGCUGACAAGUUUGCUGCCCGCCUGAGCGGCCUCAACAAAGCCAAGGGCGCAUCGUCUGGUGAUGGCGAAAAUGCCGCCCGCAACCCACGCAAGGGCCAGCGCGGCGGCAAGGGCACUACCGUCUUUGUUAAGCGCUCCAAGAACAACAACGGCUCAGCUUCGGGGUUCCACUUUGCCGGUGACGACGACGGCCACGAUGAAGAUGACAACGGCGAUGACGGCAACAACGACGAUGGCGGCGCGUCGACCGAAGAGUACCAGCGCAACAACGACGGUGACGAUGACGACCCUACCAAGCGCGCUGUCUUUAUCCCUGUUGUCCCUGAUGAGAGCAACUACAAGGGCGCGCUUGUCCGCGCCGUGACCAAGUGCGGCAAGGUGGUCGACAUCUUCCCCAAGUUUGGCAAGUCCAAAAAGUCGGCCAUCAUUGUUUUCGAGACCGCCGCUUCCGCCCGAGAGGCCAUCGCCUCGGUCACUUCUAUCGGCGGUGUACCCAUUAAGGUCUCGCAGGCGCGCUCGGUGCCGUCGUUCGACUCUGCGUCGUCGUCCGCACCUCCCGCCGCGACCAUGCUUCUCCCGACGAUGACGACCGAGACGACGAACGCCAGCCACUUUUUGCAGUCGACAAUGACCCGCACCGCGUCCGCCUUCUCCGGCCUCUCCGGCGCGGGCUCGAGUGACACCGGCCCGUCGUCGUUCAAGCUGCGGGCUACUGCUCCGGCCUUUGUCCCGUCGGCACCAUCGGCACUAUCGGCUCCGUCGGCCCCGCCAGCGCCCGGCUCCAACCCGUUCGCCGUGGCACAGCCCAAGCCGACACCCACCUCUGGGCGCAGUCUGUUCGCGCCGCCCCAACGCAAGCAUGUGGCGCGGAGCAGCCGAGAAGAGGCCCCGUUUGCGACGCAGCGGCCGUCUGCGGCAGCGUCUGCGGCGCUGCGGGCGACUCCACCGGCGGCCGUCGUCCCGGCGCCGUCUACGCUGGUCAAAAUUCGCGACGAUGACUCGCUGACCCAGGAGCGGGCGGCGGAGCGCGCAAAGCGGUUUGCUUCGGUCGGCGAGGCCGAAGCGCGGUACAAGAAGCUCAACGUCGAGGUUGUCCGCAAGCGCGAGGAGGCCAAGGCCGCGCUGGUCCACGGCACCGACGUCCGCGAUGCCGCCGCCAUUGUCGGCACCUGCCCGGACAUGUGCCCAGAGCACGAGCGGCUGGAGCGGUACAUUCGCAAUGAUCUGCUCUCGUUUGAGAAGAUUCCCGGAACGAACACCAUCGACCACUCGGCGGUGAUGAAGAAGUUCCACCGGCCAGCAGCCGGCGACGCGCCCCCGCUCCCGGAAGAGGUCCGUCCGCACCCUGUUCUUCGUAGGACCAUGGACUACGUCCUCGCUCAGGUCAUCGACUCGACGGCGCGGUCGUUUGCUGAGGUCCAUGCCUAUGUCCGCGACCGGACCCGGUCAAUCCGACAGGACUACAACUUUCAGGCCAUCGCCUCGGUCGAGGCUGCCGAGGUGCUUGAGCAAAUUGUGCGGUUCCACAUUCUCUCGGAGCACCGGUGCUGCGAGGAGCCGAUCGAGCUCUUCGACUCGCAGCAGAACAUGGAGCAGUUCUCCAAGUGCAUCACCGACCUCUUCCACAUGUACCGUGUCCUCCGCUACCGCGGCGAGACACCGCCGAACGAGGCUGAGUUCCGCGCCUACGGCGUCCUCUCUCGCAUUGACUCACCCGAGGCGCUGCUUGACCUGCUCACGCUCCCGGCCGAGCUGCUGGCCUCGCCAGACCUCGCCUUUGCGCUCGACGUGGUGCAGGCGUUCAAGACUGGCAACUACGCCAAGUUCUUUAACCUUGUCCGCUCGACGACGUACCUCAACGCGUGCCUCAUCCACAAGUUCUUCAAUCCGAUGCGAAGCGUAGCACUGCGGACCAUGAACCGGGCGUACCGAUCGGUUGCCGGCCCAAUUGCCGGUGCCAAGGUUGUCGAUCCAAUCCCAGUCGAGUACCUCGUGGGCGUUCUCGGCUUUGAGACCGAGACCGAGGCCAUCGCCUUUCUGCAGCACCACGGCCUGGCGCCCGCCGAGGUGCCGGCGACUCAGGCGAACCAGACGAGCCGCGACUACCACGGCCAGGUGUGCGUUUUCUUUGGCACCGACUCGCUGGUCCACAACUCAUCCAAGUUCCCAGUCUCGUGCUCGCACGUCCUCAUCGAGUCCAAGCUCGACCCGUGCGCCACCAACGCGUUGGUUAUCUCGGGCGUCCUGCCGCGGCACGGCGAGCCGCCGCUGGAUCGGGCAAUGCUUCAAAAACACGUCCGCCUCCUCUCCCGACGCGGCGCCGGAGAGGAGGAUCAGGACGCGAUCGCCGCCGCCCGUGCUGCCAAUUCCGAGCGUCGAGCUGCUGCUGCUGCAGCUGCGCGAGAGGCGGAUGCAGUCCGCCAAGAACAGGCUCGCGCAGCAGCCCUCGCGCUAGAGAACGAGCGCCGGGUGGCCCGCGCCAAGGCCGCAGCUGAGGCGGAGGCGAAGGCGGUGGAGGCCAAGGCGGUGGCGGCCAGAGCUAAGGCCGCAGCUGACGCUGAGGCCGCCAAAGCAGCGGCGGUGGCUGCUCGAGUGGCAGCAGCGGCGGAGGCCAAGCGCGUGGCCGAGGCAGCGGCGGCCGAGCGGGCGGCAGCGCAGGCAGCGGCAGCGCAGGCAGCAGCGAACAAAGCCGCAGCCGACAAGGCUGCCCGCGAAGCAACCGCUGCGGCCGCCGCCCGCGAGCGCGCGCUGGCAGCUGAGGCGGCGGCGUCGGCCGAGAAGCUACGGCGCGAGGCGGCAGCACUUGCGGCCGAAGAACAGCGACUGGCGUUGGCGCGCGAGGAGCGGCUGGCGGCGGAGGCGGCGGCGCGCGAGCUGGAGCGCGCACUGGUGGCUCAGCGCGAGGCGGCGGCGCGGCGGCAGGCUGCGCGCGAGGCGAACCUGAUCCGCGCGCGGGAGCAGCGGAUCACGCGCGGGCUGUUUACUCGCUGGCGAUCGAUGUAUGAGACGUGCGCGCGGAUCCGUAGCGAGCGCGCCGCACGGCGGGCCGAGCUCGAGGCGCGGUACCAGCAGUUCAAGGCGUCGUUCACCGGCGUACCGCUGAGCUCGGGCUUGUUCUCGGCUGGCGAGCACAUGAGCAUGCUGCUCGAAGUGCCGGGCGAGGGUGAGAGCGAGGGUAACGAAGCCACGCCGCCGGUAACGCCAGCCCGGACCGGCAAGGGAAAGAGCUUGGUGCGGAGCGGCACUUCGCUGCUCUCGCCCGCGGGCGCCGGUGGGGUGCGGCUGGCACGGAGCCAGCUCUCGGCCGGCUCGUCGUUCCGCGAGUGGGAGGCGGCGAGCGCGAGCCAGCAGGUGCUGAUGGCGAUGCGACUCCGCGCCGAGGAGGAGAGCCACGCGUUCUGGUGCGCCCUGGACGUGCCGAGCCUGGUGGCCAAGCCACUGUACGAGGCCUUUCUUGCGCAUGUGGCGUCGGCGAUGCCACCGUUUGAGGCUGGAGUCAAGCGGUCGCGAGCGGCGACGCCGCUGCUCGAGUCAGCCCAGGGCGAAGACGGCUGCCACGUUCGGGCUGGCUCGAUGUCGGAGCACUGGCCGCUGCGCGGGACUGCGGGCGCGGCUAGUGCAGCCCCAGCGACGGUGACGCUUGGGUUCAAGGUGGUGGUGGCGGCGCGGUCGUCGCCACACGAGUCCGAUAUCUCGUCGUGGCUGGCGGGCAAGCUCGCCAAGUCUGCGUCGCUCCUUACCGACCAGCUUGACCAGCUCUCACCGAACUCGGCGACGCUGACGGCGCCGCUGACGGCGUACGGGGUGGCGGCCUCCGAGCUCGGGCGUGAGAUCGAGUCGUUUGGCCAGGCCUUUCUGCCACAGCUGCAAACGCAUGAGACCAAGCGCGCGCUCGCCGAGGUGUUGCGCGGGACGACAUGCCUUGUCUUUGUCCUCCACACCAGUGGCGACGGCGACGACGGGUCGUCGGACGAAGACGACGAUGCCGAGGCGACCGAGACUGCCGAGCGCGAGCGGCUCCACGCGCUGGUGGCCGGACUCGCACCGCAGGCUGGUGCCGCUCUGCUUGUGUUGUACGCGUCUGACGCGGUGCAGGCCGAGUCGGGCGCGCGCGAGCUAGAGGUGCAGGCGGAGAUGCGGCGGGUGGCACGGGUGCUCGAGCUCGGCUCACUGCCGCAGGCGCAAGUCGGGGCGUGGCGGAUCCAGCCGUACAAUGAGCUGCAGGCCGGCGACCCGAAGCAAGGUCAGUACUCGGUGUGCACGCUCCAGGCCGGGCUCAAGUGGGCGGCCGAGUACGGGCCUGCGGCACCGCCGCUGGCGCUGUUCUCGCUUGGCGAGCUCAUCGAUCACUACGUCUCUGUCCACGUCGACGAGGUGCUCUCGCGUCCUGCACUCACGCUUGAGCACGGCAUCGGCAUGUUCAACGGGGUGCUCGACGCGCUCGCCUCGCUCCUCACCGACGACCGGCUCGGGGCGUACGACUGGCCGGCGCCCGAGUACGCGCCCGACGCGGUGCCGCCUCUCGAGUGGAACGCACCUGGCGCGCUGGCGACGCUGGGAAGCGUACUGAGCGCGCUCAAGCUUCCGGAUCUCGGCCGAGUUGGGACGGCGUACGUGCCAUCAGACGGGUCAACGAUGCAGGUCACCUCUGUGCAUCUCGAGGGACUCGCGUACGCGCAGCCGGGCCUUGUCUCUGCGUUCCUCUCUGACUAUGCAAGCGCGCUUGCGGCACGGGAGCACGAGUCACCGCUCCUCCCACUGGCGCUGGUGUCGAUGCGGACAGCAUUGCAGCACGCGCUGCGUGCGCACUUUCCGCAAGCACUCGGCGGCAGCGGCAGCGGGCGCUCGACGUUUGUGCCGUCUGUGGAGCUCGGCCCGCUGUGGGCCAUGUUCAUGCGGGCGGUGGUCGAGCACCGGCUGGAGCAGCUGCCGGCCGAGGUCCGUGCACUCCCGGUGUAUCAUACAUACCUUCGACCGCCGCUCGGCCCACUGCCGAGCUCGCUGGUGGAGGCCCACGUCAAGGCCAACCGCGAGCCGGCGCGUACGCCGCGGCGGAUACCGCCGACCGUGGUCGGGCCCGGGGUGCUCGGCAAGCGGUCUGCCGUGUUCGACGACGAGCUCGGCGACGUCGACGUUGCGCUGCAGCCGCGGACACCGAUGCUACGGACAAACUCGGGUGUCUUUACGCUGUCUGCGGCUGGCAGUCCUGUAGCGACGCCACCGGCCUCAAAGCGACGCAAGCCGCUAUCGGCGUCCAAGGCGCCGCGUGGCGCGCCGGGCACACCGCGGAUGGCACGGUCGGCGCGCAAGCUGCGGGCGGCAACCGGCUCGCCGCAGCUCCGCACAGCCACCGGUUCGAGCUCGGGCUCGGGCUCGGACGAGGCCGACCUCUCUGUUGACGACCUGUUUGCCAAGUUUAUGCGGCGGGCGCACAAGCAGCGGCGCAAGAUGGCCGAGUCAGACCUGCUCCUGUGGUCGGUGAGCGAGUCGAAGCUCUCUGUGCCGAGCUGA
This is a messenger RNA of Thecamonas trahens ATCC 50062, 5670 nucleotides long. RefSeq lists its product as uncharacterized. The record is from RefSeq and is a predicted model, not a curated record. Lineage: Eukaryota; Apusomonadida; Apusomonadidae. Gene Ontology annotation, biological process: mRNA export from nucleus. Gene Ontology annotation, molecular function: nucleic acid binding. The transcript has 4 exons. Bases 46 to 5670 code for a protein of 1874 amino acids. Gene Ontology annotation, cellular component: transcription export complex 2; nucleus; cytoplasm.